GUUGUGCUGCUCCUGUUGAGACAGCACUUCCCCUUUGUCCCGCGGACUAUUUUCUUAUUUCCAAACUGACGCGUGUGGAUCUGGUUAUUUACAGCCUAUAAAAUACUCACGAAGAAAGAAUAUUUAAAGAUGGUCAUGCAAUGAUGUCCUCCGUCAGAUAAUCUGUUUUAAUGACGUCCAGGGUUUAUAAUAGUGGGGAAUAUUCCUACAACUCUGGUUUUAUUAUAGUUGAGGCUUGGCUUCCCAGAGUUCUGACCCAAAUGUGGCUCCGGGAUCACAUCAGAUCAGAUCUGCAUUCAUUUAAUAAGACAGAUCAGUGAAGAACAUCAUCAUCCUGGGGCUGACUGUAUGAGGAGUGUGUUGUGUUUUCAGUGUGCGUGUGUGUGCGUGUGUGUGUGUUGUGGUCAAGCACAGAUCUUGUCAUUUUGGCUGCCAGGGUAUUGCUGCCCUCCCACGUUUGUGUGAGAUCCACUGUUACUUAUAAUAUUUUGUGAUGGUGUAAUUCUGGAGGUUUUGAUGCUCCCAAUAUGACCGGAGGAGUAAAUGAAACAAUUUGGAGGAUGUGAGUAGUUUCAGCAUACACAAUAAACAGAGUUGUUUAAAUGAUAAUAAGUGAUACAUCAGUUAUAGUGGAUGAGGUUGUUUCCAGCUGUCCAAACUCAUACUAAUGCAUUUAAAAGCAAAGCUGGAAACUAGGUUGUUGGAUAAACCACCAGAGUGCUGGUGCUGUCCAGUGUUUAUGCCCACGUCGGAUCAGUUGGUUUAAAAGGAAUAUUUAAUUAAAGGGGUUUGACUCAUCAAAUUAUUCAAAACAUACCUGUGGAACUUGGGAAGUAAAGAGGCACAGGUUUACCUGAACCCGAAUCUGAUCGCGAUUGAAACAACAGUUGGUCAGAGUGUUUCUCUCCAGUCUUAGAAAUUGUGAACUAUUAGGACUUGAGCCCAUGUUCCUACAACUCAGAUGACCUAAAACCACACUGAGGAUUUGAAGCUUGCCACCAAACGUGCUUUGGAUGGGCCAAGGACGUUCAAGUGUUGAGGUUUGGAGACAAACGCGUUGUUGGAGUGAGAACCACCAUAGCUUAGCUUUAUGUACGAUCCAUUGUUCUGACUGGCUUCUCUGUAGAUACCAGAUGGGAUUGUCAGACGUGGAUUCCAGCUCAGGGACUAAAAACAUUUUCAUUCAUUAUGCAGCGAUGCAAGUAGGCGGUGCCACAUGACAAUUAGGAGCUAGCUGCCUGCAGAUCGACUAAAAAAAUGCAUGGACAUGUUUCAAACCCUUAAAUAAAUACAGUGAUCAUUGCCAAUUUGACACUCGGAAGCCUUCUCGAAUCAAGCAGCAAAAUGACUAACGCCAUGGUGAGGUCAUACCUGGUGUUUACACCCAGCGCUUGGUUCUUAACUGUCAUCCUCUCACAGUUCUCCAGUUAUUCAGACAUGAUUUGCUCUUUUGUUUUUAGUCAUCCAAACUUUAGUUAGAUAAAAGGCCACAAAGGUGCUAACACAGGUGCAAUUUUUCAUGAAAUGAAGCAGUUCGUCAUGCAAGUGUUGAAUUCUACACAUCAAGUAUACAAGCAGAACGAUAAAAAGUAAGGAAAUGAAUGUUGGGUCGAUUCUUGUUUGUUCUGACGAUGCUUUUAUGAAGGGCUGAAAAGAUUCAAUGAUAAACUCAAUUGGAAAAUAAAAUUGAGGCAAAACGAACAGUAUUAUUAUUUUAAACCACAUGACUGCACGCUUCUCUAUAAUGAUGAGUUUUACAGGGACAAAUGACUGAUGCGUUUCUGAUAGGUCAAAAUAAUGACUGGAUCCCUUGCAGACACAGUUACUCUUUACAGUAAGACCAGCAGGUGUAAAGGUUGGUUUAUGCUUGACGCGUCCGCGAGGUCCGCUCGGCUCCGCGCGGAAAAGUUGCGUCAUUUUAUAAUUUAAGAACCACGCCCCUCCACCGCGCCUCCGCACGGCCCAAAAUUUCCGCAACGCACACCUAGGAAAUUUUCUAACCACGCGGACGGUCGGACGCGGAAAAACAUGGCGGACCGGCAAGAACUAGUAUGGCAGAGGUUGGUAAAUACAGACAUUUUUAUGAUUCAGCUCUCAGAGAUCACCGUGAUCAACAUGUUGUUAAUAAUUCUUGGAGAGAAAUAGCUCGCACUGUCGGAAAAGACGAGGACGCUGUUAAAAAUGCUGGAAUGCCAUGUUGUAAACAGUAAUUUCUACUUCUACUAUGGUGUAGUGUUGGAUGCAUGCCGUAGAGCUCCAUGCUGCCCCCUACAGUUUGGGAGAAUAUUGGCUCACCGCAGAGACGAGCCGCAUGAACCAUAAACGCUGCGAGUUGUGAAGCGCGUUCCAUCCGCGAGCCGCAUCACCGCGCGGAAAGUGAAUGCGUCAAACAUAAACCACGCUUUAGUGUUCAUAAUCUAAAGAGCAGAGAGGGGAACAAAUAACUUAAUCAAUGGAUUAUUUAGUAAACUACUAAAUUACUAAAUUAUGUUUUACCUACAGCCCAUCUUCUUGAAUAUAAAUCUUAUAUUGUUGGAAAGCCUGAGUAGUCACCUUUAGAACGAGAUACAACUUGUAAGGAUUGUGUGUCUGUGGAAAAAACCAACCUAGCUAAAUAUGGCAAUAUGGCAGAACCUGUCAACAGGCUGUACUGGCUUCACUUUUCAACCCUGGAUGUAUGAAAUACUUGGUCUAAUCUUUGUCUAUGGUUGCACACCACAACACAUCUCCAUUAUUGAUUUUAACCUGAACUCUAAAAAUUAGGCUUGGAUCAAAGAAUAUGUGCAUUAUUAGAUAUUUUUCAGUCAAUAAAAAGACUUGAAUGUUAAAGUUGUUUCACUUAAAGGUCAAUUUUAUAUUACAUUUGCAGUGGUCUCUAGUAGGGAUGAAUGCCAUAUAUGUUGGGGUUUUCUUUUUGGGGGGGGGGGGGGUGCUGUGGUGCGCAUGUUUAAGGACAUAGAACUCAACUGGAUGAGAAAGUUUGCAGCUUUGCGACGUUGAUGUUUUAUCUCCACAAAUAUCACACGCCUGGAGGAGUUCUGCUGUGUGGUGGACUUGCUAAUGCUAACAGUUAGCUUCUGUUGUCAAGACCAUUCUAAACCAACAAUAGCUUUCCCCAUCGUGAGUCUAGAUGGGUGAGUCCAUGAAUGUUAUGUGACAGCAUGGCGUAGAUCUGUCAGGCUUUUCUGAACUGAGUGUUUUUUUCCUAAGCUAAUGCAGGAAAUAGGGGUAAAAGAUAAUUUCACAUUCAGCCUGCAUGUUAAACUCAGAGUGACUGAUCAUUAUCAAAAAGUUGUUUUCUCAGUGAACCUGCUCUUUAAAGUAACAAUAAUAAAUCAUACCUUUACACGUCACAGUGGCUUAGUGUGUGUGGCACUAAAGUUAAAGUUCCUUUUCUUAGGGGCACAAACCAAAACUACGUUCACAACACCUGGGGUAGUUUUACACAUGCAGAAAAAAAUACUCAAGUAAAAAAAAUCAUUAAAAGAAAUCAAUAUUCAUGUAUUUAAAGUAAAUUUGUUAGUUUUGCUUAAGUGUGUGUCUACAUGCAAUCUGAAUUAUAUACACACAUCAUUUUCACCAGCUGUCUCUUAAAACUGUGAAUUUUCCUCCACCAGACUCACUAAUGUCACCCCCGCUGCGCUGGAAAAAGCACACCUGAAUUGCCGCUCAACAGCCAAUCAUUUUGAAUGCUAAGGGGAGAUCAAACAGCCAUGGCUGAGCACAUGAUGAUGCCUAUGACCCAUGGCUUUAGGAUGGGCAUGAAUGGACUUCCACAGCACAACGGUCAGCCUGGCCUUCGCGGGAUGCCCAAUGGCCAGGUGUUGCACUAUGGCAGGAACCCUCAAAGCAAUGCAGAGGUUGCCAUGAGACAGAGACCAAAUAUGGUUGGACCAGGAGGAAUGGGGAGUCCUGUGAAUGGAGCUCCCAUGGUCAAUCAUCAUCAUCAGAUGAUGCCUGGGAACAUGAUGUACAACAGCCAGGGUCCACAGCAGCAGCAGCAGCAGCACCACCACAUGCAUCCCCAACAGCAGCAGCAACCCCAGCAGGGUGGACACAUGCACCAGUACCACCAUGGUAACCUCACCUCUCAGCAGCUCAUGGCAAGCAUGCACCUCCAAAAACUCAACACUCAGUACCAUGGACAUCCUCUGGCCUCAGCCAACGGCCACCCCUUGCCCAAUGGAACACAGUACCGGAUGGGUUCGUCGCAGCUUGCAGGCAUGCAACACAUCGGCGGGCCUUUGGGACUCAAUGGAAUGGACAUGGAUUUGAUCGACGAGGAGGUUCUGACUUCUCUGGUGUUGGAGUUUGGCUUGGAUCGUGUUCAGGAGCUGCCCGAGCUCUUUCUGGGACAGAAUGAGUUUGACUUCAUAUCGGACUUUGUGUGCAAACAGCAGCCUAGCACGGUGAGCUGUUGAACUGGAUGCCGACUUGGUUUGUUUGGACCGAACACCCCAAAGAAUGACUGAGCAGCUACAGUAGCACAGCGAAAGGAGACAAUCUCUGUGUUCUGUUGGGUGUUUCUUUGUCUAUUUAUGACAAGUGUCUAGUAAACCUUCAUUGUGGCCUGCCUAUGCCUGCUAGUAAAUGAAGAAUUGUUAUGAGUGUAAAUGCAGGAUAAAAAAAGUGCCAGUUUUCUCUUUUCUUUGAGUCGAUGCCAGAAGAUCUGUCGCUUUUGGCCAAAUCAAGGCACCAUGACAUAGUGGGCUCUGUCUGUACCCAUCUGGCCCUCAGCACAUGUGCCUACUGUGCCAAGGCUUUUGGAUAGUUGUAAAUUUCACAAACAUAAUAGAGAAAGACGACUUUCAGAGUAGUCGUCAGGUUCUUUGGAAAUCCUGUGGCAUCUGUAAAUGUAUUUCAUCUCAGACAAAAAAGAAUUCAGCUGGUAGCAAAUGUCUUACAAGAUCUAAAAGCUAGUCUUCUUUGUUUAUACAAGGACGGAAGUAUUUAACAUGUGGGAUUGACUGUGUGUGUGAGGUUUGCUUGUGUGUGUACAUAUUGAAGGCUGGCUCUUCGAAAAACCUACUUCUUAUAAGACAAUUUCAUGAUCACACCUCACUCCUUGAUGAUAGGUUUGUAAUGUUGGAUAUUUGGGGUUGUAAUCUUGAAUUUUACUGAAUUUGCAACGUUUUAUUGUAUCUGAUAUGAUCACUGCUGUUUAGCCUUGACAAAAUUAGUGGCAAAGUAGUCCAUUAGAGUUGGCUGACUCAAAACAUUUUUGUAAGUUUGUAAGAAGUCUUACUGCCACAUGUUGGGAGUCCAUAAUAUUGGGUUAUUGGAUAAUGGAAGUUUAAGAAUAUGUAUAAAAACAAAUUCCAAAAAACACGUCCUGGUCAUAAGAUUCUUUUAAUUAUCAAUACAUGCAUGAUUGGAGUUUUUUUUUUUUUUUUUUUGCACAUUAAAGGAAGACUAGGCAGUUUUGGCUUUCUUUAAGCGCCCCCUAGUGUCUGUUUAGUAGAACCGAAAGCAAAACUUACCUCCUUGCCGUGCGCUUCACUUUAAUCUUACAGCUGAAAUGUCUCCCCAGCCUUCAUUAGUGUCUACAGAAGUGAUUCAGCACCAAACAAAUCAACUGGUUUCAUGAUCUAAAAACAUGCAGGAAACGUGCUGGAACCAGACUGCAGCACACGGUAUGUCCGCUGUAUUAUUUUCUAAGUCCAACAGACCAGAACGGCACUCUGAAGUUGCAAAUGCCAUGUCCUGGCCACAGAGGGCGGUAGGGGUCUGAGUGACAUUCUAUUAACCCUGUAAAGGGUCAUUUUAGCACACACUGACUCAAGAAAGUUAUAUAAAAAAAGAAAAAUUGUUGCAAAUGAUCCCUUUAAUGCAUCCUUUAAUAAUCCCUUUAGUGCUGCAAGCCUUGAAUCCAGAAGGAUAUUUUUUGUAGAUGUACUGGUGCAACAAUCACCAACAGGACUCAGCUUAAUCAAUGUUUGAAGCUUCCAAAACUCGUUUAAUUGAUUUGCUAGAGCAGAAAGUGAGCAGUAAAGUCAUUCUCGACAUAUAUUAAUUUACUCUUCUGAUUAAAUGACAUUUGCUCACAUGCUUGUGUUAACUGAGGUAAUAUGCAUUCUCCAAUGACCCAAUCAUUGCAAAAAUGCACAUGUUCUGUGGUGAUUUUUCUUGCACUCCCUCUUCUUAACCGCAGUAUGAAAUUUGUUUUUUGGCCAAGGUUGUUGUUUUGUAACUGUGUGGAGAACAUGCGCUCACAAAGCUAUUGGUGGAGUUAUCUGAGAGGUCGUUGCUGUACGUGUCCACCGUGUUAACUGUGCUGCAGUUAACUCUGAAAAUCUGCCUUCUCUGAGCUCUUGACAAGAGGUAUCGAAACACUGAAACCCAAUCACAGCAUCUGAUUUUUUUUUUUUUUGCAAAAUGCCAACCAGUCAGUCAAACUCACAAUUUCUGUCAAAACUGGGGAAAAUUCUGCCCUAAGCUGAACAGUGGCCUCAUUACUGCUCAGUGCAGCCUUUUUGUGUAUGGUGUCUUUGUACUGUAGGCUAGAGGUGAAGGUACACUUUAAGGUACACCAAUGAAAAUAAGCAAAAAAAAACAAAAAGAAACAAUAACACACAAUGUAAAUGUAAAUCAGUGGCUGAUUUUGAUGUGUAUACACGAAACUCUAUCCUACAUUUUUACAGUGUAGAUAAUGUAAACCAACGUCUUUGGAUGCAGGGCCUAAAGCUUGAAGACCAAGUAGACUGCACGUUUAAACAAAUGUGAGGGAUGCCACCACUUUCCAACAAUGUUUCUAAGAAUGUACAGAGAAGCGCUUUGUGGGAAUUUGUCUAAGAUGAUAGAUUAUUGUGAGAUUGUACUCCUUGUUCCAAAAUUACUUAGAAUUAAUUUGGUUACUCCUCCCACUGUCUCUUCCACUUCCCUAAAGCUUUUGUAAUGGUAUUGAUUCUAUUUUAAGAAAAUGUAUUUAUUUUCAAAUAAAAUUAUUUAUUUUAA
This is a messenger RNA of Nothobranchius furzeri (turquoise killifish), 6954 nucleotides long. Its product is annotated as cbp/p300-interacting transactivator 3. Gene Ontology annotation, molecular function: transcription coactivator activity. NCBI's taxonomy places the organism in Eukaryota, Metazoa, Chordata, Actinopteri, Cyprinodontiformes, Nothobranchiidae. Gene Ontology annotation, cellular component: nucleus. Gene Ontology annotation, biological process: regulation of DNA-templated transcription. The record is from RefSeq and is a predicted model, not a curated record.